UGUGAGGCAAUACCGAAUUGGCGCUGAAAAACUUCGGGAGUUUUCUGAACACAGUCUAUUAAAUCAACAGAAUGAAAUGUCUUGAUAUACACGCGACGUCCUAAGUAACAAUUAUAUUGUUUCGAAAUUAUUAUUGCGGAUUUUAAAAUGUAUAAUAUAGUUUUUCGAUGCAUUGUCAGUGCUACAGUCAAAUUAUAUUCUAACACUGUUGUUCAACCAUUACAAUAUAAAUAUGUAUUUGAGGAAUUCAAGUUUUCUGUACCAAAAUAUUCAAUAUUACCACGAGGUUUUUGUACAAACAAAUCAUAUUUAAUUCAGCAAGAAUAUGAUAAGAAGUUUGAGGAAGAAUUAAAUGAAUACCUGAAGGAUCCUCAGAAUGCAGCAAACUUUGAAAAAUGUCAAUUAGAAGUGGAAUAUCUUCGAAGUUCAGUAGAUAGAGUACCCAAAUCUUUAAAAGCACAAAAUUGGUUACAUUUACUUAAAUCAAAUUUCAGAGGGCAAAGAAGGGCAUAUCUAGCAUAUCUUUGGCAAAUAGAAAAAAAAGAGGAAAAUAGAAUUUUAAAAAAAGAACAGAGAAAGAAAUUAAUUAUAGAAAAAAGAAAUGCAGAAACUAGUGAAAAUAAAUAUAAAUUGAGUUAUAAUACGAUGUUUCAUCGUAUACGUGAGCAAGCAAUAAUGCAGUUCUAUAAUGGUAGAUUAAUAAAUGCUAUGUUAUGGGCUCCGACGAUAGUGUUUGAUCUUGGAUAUGAUGAGUAUAUGACACAAAAUGAAAAACAGCAAUGUGCAAAACAAUUAUUGUAUGCAUUUUCACAAAAUCGAUUGCAUGAUGAUCCUUGCAACCUUUACUUUUGUAAUACUGAUCUAAAUAGUAUAACUAUGAAACAAUUACAUAAAACAAUACCAACAUUAUAUGAUGCAGAUUUUCCAUUAAAUAUUACUACAAAAUCUUAUUUAGACAUAUUUGAUAAAUCCAAAUUAGUAUAUCUUACUCCACAUACCAGAAAAGUUUUGACACAUUAUGAUGCUGAUGCUAUUUAUAUAAUUGGGGCUAUGAUAGAUAAGACAAAUCAUGAACCAUUGUCAAUGCAAAAAGCUAGAAGAGAAGGUAUUAAAAUGGUUAAAUUCCCCUUAAGUGAGAAAUUACCAUGGGGGACAGGAUCUAUAAAAAAUCUCCCACUGAAUCAAGUACUUUCUAUACUGUUAGAUUUAAGGGUAACAAAUAAUUGGGAAAUAGCACUACAGCACAUACCUAGAAGAAAGCUUAAGGAAAAUAGACUAAAAUCCUUAGAGAGGCAAGUAAGGAAGAGAGAAGAGUUAAUAUCCUCUCUUUUGCAGAAUGUAUAAUGUUUUAUCAGCGAGAAUAUUUAUAACUUCAAAUAAAAUCUUAAGUAUACAUUAAAAA
This is a messenger RNA of Megachile rotundata (alfalfa leafcutting bee), 1402 nucleotides long. RefSeq names its product tRNA methyltransferase roswell (gene rswl). NCBI's taxonomy places the organism in Eukaryota, Metazoa, Arthropoda, Insecta, Hymenoptera, Megachilidae. Gene Ontology annotation, molecular function: tRNA binding. Gene Ontology annotation, biological process: positive regulation of mitochondrial translation; mitochondrial tRNA 5'-end processing. Gene Ontology annotation, cellular component: nucleoplasm; nucleus; mitochondrion. The record is from RefSeq and is a predicted model, not a curated record.